Molecule: messenger RNA, 1266 nt
Organism: Stylonychia lemnae
Lineage: Eukaryota; Ciliophora; Spirotrichea; Sporadotrichida; Oxytrichidae
Source: the annotation of a GenBank genome assembly
AUGCUGUAUGGUCCAUUUGUUGAAGGCAAUAGAAGAGAAAUCACUAUUCCGAAUAUCUAACCAAAGAUCUUUAAAUGCCUAAUGACUUUUAUCUAUACUGGAUUCGUUUAGAUUGAUACAGACAUUCUUGUGCCUUUGAUUUAAGCAGCUGAUUAGUAUUCAGUUAGAGGAGCAAAAGAAGAGUUUGGCAGAGCUGCUUAAUCUUUUAUGCAGAAGGCUACUCAUACUGAUCCUAGAUGCAUCACUCAAGUGCUGAAAUUAUUUUAUGAUUCUUAUGUGGUGGAUAUCCCUGAAAUACUUAAAAUGUGUUUAGAGUUUAUUGAUUAGCAUACUGUAGAAGUACUUGAAUCUGAGGCAAUAAUAGGCUUGCACAAGGAACUAAUGGGCUUGAUCUUAAAAAGAGAUAGUCUUUACGAUGGCUUAGAAGAGAUUUAACUUUACCUAGCUUGUCUUAGAUGGGGUAAUUUUUCAAUAUAAUUUUUGAUAGCAAGAGGAUUCGGGAAAUUAGAUUACAGCGAUGAGAAAUAGUUUGAUAUUUCUGGAAUCAAUUCAUAGUAAAGAGAGGAUUUGAUAGAAAUUCUGAAGAACGUAAGAUUACCACUAAUUCCUGCAGAAAUAAUCAUUUAAAAAAUUGAACCAUCAAAUCUAAUUGACAUACAUGAGGUUUAUGUUGCAAUGGCAUUUUAAGCAGCACCAGAUUGCUUCAAAAAUGAUAAGAGUGAUAAAUUUAGACACAGAUAUGGAUCUGAAGUUCCAUGGAGUUGGUCUAAGGAACAUCACGGACCUCACAUACUCUUAUCUAAUAACUUUAAAACUGCUCAUGGAUGUCAUUAUGAUUGGGAGAAAAUAGUUGGGAACGUCGUGUGGAGAUCAGGAAUCCAUAAGUUUGAGAUAUAAAUAGAACUAAAUAUGCUUGCAUCUUCAAAUACUUGGUAGAUCAUAGUUGGAGUUGCUGCUGUUCCUCAAAACUCACCUCCUAUCAAUCUUUAAAAUCAUCUUGGUUCAACAGCUAAGGAAUGGGGAAUGAUGUGCUUAUCUGGUCAAAAAAUUAAUAAAAAUAUCUAAGAAGAUUAUACUCAGGGUUCAAGAAGAGGAGACAUUAUUGGGGUUAUUGUUGAUCUUAAUACUGGAAGGUUAGAGUUCACUAAGAAUGGAGUCUCACUUGGGAUCGCCUAUGAAAAUGUAAAGGGCCCUGUAAGUCCAUGCAUAAGUCUAUUGAAGGGCUAGAAGAUAACACUCCUAAGCACAAAUGGUAAAUUUUUUUGA